AUGCGAAAUGAGACGGAAGGGAAAAACAAACAUACACAAUGCAAUCAAGAAUUAGCCGCAAUCGUAGGCAUGGAUAAUAAUAGUAUCGAGAAGCGCGAACGAAAAUCGGUCAAUGGCGAAAUGAUUAUCAUUGGAGGUGUUAAAUGA
This is a messenger RNA of Ambispora gerdemannii, 147 nucleotides long. The record is from the annotation of a GenBank genome assembly. NCBI's taxonomy places the organism in Eukaryota, Fungi, Glomeromycota, Glomeromycetes, Archaeosporales, Ambisporaceae.